Messenger RNA from Eupeodes corollae, 463 nucleotides. RefSeq names its product SRA stem-loop-interacting RNA-binding protein, mitochondrial (gene SLIRP1). The transcript has 2 exons. NCBI's taxonomy places the organism in Eukaryota, Metazoa, Arthropoda, Insecta, Diptera, Syrphidae. The record is from RefSeq and is a predicted model, not a curated record. Bases 171 to 434 code for a protein of 87 amino acids. Gene Ontology annotation, molecular function: RNA binding.
CAGGUAGCGCCCUAUUCAAUAAAUAGAACUAUUCGCACAUUUAUUUCUUGGAACUGUCAUAUCACUGGCAGCUGUCAGUUGUGAAAAUUUUUCAUUUCAACUUUGAUCAUCAUUGUUCGAUACAUCCAAAACCGGAAACAAUUUAAUCAUCGAUUAACUUAAAAAAGGCAAUGGCAUCUGCACGUACUGCUCGAGGAUUACACAAACUAUUUGUAAGAAAUCUUCCUUGGACAGUGGGCAAUCAGGAGUUGCGCUCGUAUUUCAAGGAUUUCGGUAAAGUGAUUAACGCCAGCGUUGUCUUUGACAAGAAAACAGGCUUAUCCAAAGGAUACGGUUUUGUUACAUUCAAUAAUUUGUCAUUGUUGCAAAAAGUCGAAAACGAAUCGAGACAUUUUCUGGAAGGCAAUUAUCUGAACGUCCAGAAACAAAGUUAAAUCGAUCCAAUAAAAAUACAUUUUUCUUA